Messenger RNA from Enhydra lutris kenyoni (northern sea otter), 2144 nucleotides. RefSeq names its product methyltransferase like 3 (gene METTL3). Bases 220 to 1854 code for a protein of 544 amino acids. The transcript is spliced from 10 exons. Gene Ontology annotation, cellular component: RNA N6-methyladenosine methyltransferase complex; nucleus. Gene Ontology annotation, molecular function: mRNA (2'-O-methyladenosine-N6-)-methyltransferase activity; mRNA m(6)A methyltransferase activity. Lineage: Eukaryota; Metazoa; Chordata; Mammalia; Carnivora; Mustelidae. The record is from RefSeq and is a predicted model, not a curated record.
AAAUAUUUCCGCCAUCCUGCCAACAGCUAUGGUGGCUCUCAUUUCAGCUUCAAACCGAGCGGGAAACGGAAAAUGACUUCCCGGCUAGCGCAUCCCCGGGAUCUCUUUCCGGUUAGCCCCGGGGUGUCCGCGUGAGAGUUGGAGAUUUCCUGCUGCUGGGGCUGGGAGGUGCUAGUACACCGCGCUUGAUUCGAGAGGUGUCCCAGCUGAGAGAGUAGGAUGUCGGACACGUGGAGCUCUAUCCAGGCCCACAAAAAGCAGCUAGACUCGCUGCGAGAGAGGCUGCAGCGGAGGCGGAAGCAGGACUCGGGGCACUUGGAUCUACGAAAUCCAGAGGCAGCACUGUCUCCCACCUUCCGCAGUGACAGCCCAGUGCCUACUGCACCCACUUCUGGUGGCCCUAAGCCCAGCACAGCUUCGGCAGUUCCUGAGCUAGCUACAGACCCUGAAUUAGAGAAGAAAUUGCUACACCACCUCUCUGAUCUGGCCUUAACAUUGCCCACUGAUGCUGUGUCCAUCCGUCUUGCCAUCUCCACGCCAGAUGCCCCUGCCACUCAAGAUGGGGUAGAAAGCCUCCUACAGAAGUUUGCAGCUCAGGAGCUGAUAGAGGUAAAACGAGGUCUCUUACAAGAUGAUGCACAUCCUACUCUUGUGACCUAUGCUGAUCAUUCCAAGCUCUCUGCCAUGAUGGGUGCUGUGGCAGAAAAGAAGGGCCCUGGGGAGGUAACAGGGACUAUCACAGGACAGAAGCGGCGUGCAGAGCAGGACUCAGCCACAGUAGCUGCCUUUGCUAGCUCUUUGGCCUCUGGUCUGGCCUCUUCAGCAUCAGAAGCAGCCAAGGAGCCAACCAAGAAAUCGAGGAAACAUGCUGCCUCGGAUGUUGAUCUGGAGAUAGAGAGCCUUCUGAACCAACAGUCUACUAAGGAACAACAGAGUAAGAAGGUCAGUCAGGAGAUCCUAGAGCUAUUAAACACAACAACAGCCAAGGAACAGUCCAUUGUUGAAAAGUUUCGAUCACGAGGUCGGGCCCAAGUACAGGAGUUCUGUGACUAUGGAACCAAGGAGGAGUGCAUGAAAGCCAGUGAUGCUGACCGGCCCUGCCGCAAGCUGCACUUCAGACGAAUUAUCAAUAAACACACUGAUGAGUCAUUAGGUGACUGCUCUUUCCUUAACACAUGUUUCCACAUGGACACCUGCAAAUAUGUUCACUAUGAAAUUGAUGCUUGCAUGGAUUCUGAGGCUCCUGGGAGCAAAGACCAUACACCUAGCCAAGAGCUUGCUCUUACACAGAGUGUUGGAGGGGACUCCAAUGCAGAUCGACUCUUCCCUCCUCAGUGGAUCUGUUGUGAUAUCCGCUACCUGGACGUCAGUAUCUUGGGCAAGUUUGCAGUUGUGAUGGCUGACCCACCCUGGGAUAUUCACAUGGAGCUGCCCUAUGGGACCCUGACAGAUGAUGAGAUGCGCAGGCUCAACAUACCAGUACUGCAGGAUGAUGGCUUUCUCUUCCUCUGGGUCACAGGCAGGGCCAUGGAGUUGGGCAGAGAAUGUCUGAACCUCUGGGGUUAUGAACGGGUAGAUGAAAUUAUCUGGGUGAAGACAAAUCAACUGCAGCGCAUCAUUCGGACAGGCCGUACAGGUCACUGGUUGAACCAUGGGAAGGAACACUGCUUGGUUGGUGUCAAAGGAAAUCCCCAAGGCUUCAACCAAGGUCUGGAUUGCGAUGUGAUCGUAGCUGAGGUUCGUUCUACCAGUCAUAAACCAGAUGAAAUCUAUGGCAUGAUUGAGAGACUAUCCCCUGGCACUCGCAAGAUUGAGUUAUUUGGACGACCACACAAUGUGCAGCCCAACUGGUAAGGUGGACCAGGACAUAACAGCCCUCCUGUUUAUGGUCAAGGAUGGAUGAUAGUAGAGCUUUACCUCCUAUUUGAGUAGUCUAAAAACGCACUUCAGAGGAUUCAUAAGCCACCCAAGCUUGUACUGAAACUGUUUUACGGAGCUUUACAACAUUUACUAGAGACCCAACAGGUUUUAAGACUCAAAAACCACUACUCUCCAAAGGGUCUCUGCUAAUGAUCUUCCUGUUAUUCUGUGGGAUGUAUUGAAUCUGCCCCCUGGUGGUUAAGAAUCCAUUUAAUCUGUCAACA